UCCCGAGCGGUCGCGCGUAUCCCUCCUCCUCCGCUGCCGUUGCAGCGCAAAUAAAGCCCCGUUGCCGAGAAGGGGACUAAAACCCUGAUACCGGAUACCCGUAGUGCAGGACAGAGCCUUCCUCGCGUCAAGCUACGUCUGCUUCCGGACUCGUAUUCAUAGUCCGUCGCUGCCUGAACGGCCUGCGGCCUUAAGUGUUCAGUUCGGGGACAUCCCCCCCCCGGCUCGGCUGGACUACUUUUUCUCCGGGCAAUGAAGAUGGCGGCCGAGUGUUGAGCGUAGUGGGUAAUAGGUUGCUGGGAGAAAGAGCGACUAGAAGCCAGCGAACAAGAAAGGAUAUUGUUGACCAGUGGGCCGGCUCAGCCGUGGUAUGGAGUGAAGGAGGCCGGGGAGGCCGGAACUGCAGCCCGGGGUGCCCUUAUUCCACGCCCCCUGUUCCCGGGCACUGUAUCGGGUAACCGGGUGAGAUGCUUCCUCGCUGGGGGGUCUGCCUGCCCCGGCCACAGUAAAGGUCUCCCUCCAAGGGACGGUCAGAGUUUGUGGACCGGGAUGGAUGAUCAGAAGCCAUCCAGCGAGGACAAAGAAUCGGAAGCAUCAGCUGAUGAAAAUGUGUCCAACGUGGCUUGUGAGGCAGAAGGUGAUGAGUGUAGCAGUCCAGUGCAGACCGAUCCAGCUGGAACAGAUGAUGGUCUUCCUGAGCCAGAGUGCAUCAGUGGUUCCCAGACAAAGCGCUGUGCCCUUUGCAACUGUGGAGAGUGGAGUCCGCAGGGACAGCGUGAACUUGUGCGCUUUGAUCCUACUCCAGGUCACCCAGAGCUGAUCCCCGACUUUUGUCAGGCCCCAGCUAUUGACACACAGCACCCUGACCCUUCCAUAAUUGGAUUUGAUGAGAGUGUGUCUCCAGAAGACCUCUUUGAGCCAACAGGACAUUGCUGGGUUCAUCACUGGUGUGCAUCUUGGUCAUCGGGUGUCACAAAUGUGGAAGGAGUUGGACUAACCAAUGUGGACAUAGCUGUAUUCUCAGGGAUAUCACAGAAAUGUGAAUACUGUAAUCGGAUGGGUGCUACUAUUCAGUGCCACUCGACAGGGUGUUCGCGCCGAUAUCAUUUCCCCUGCGCUGCUUCGGGUGGAUCCUUCCAGUCAAUGAAGACCUUAAAACUGCUGUGUCCAGAGCAUAUUUCAGAAGCUGUUGUAUUUGAUGACUCUCGCUGUGUGCUCUGCGACGGGCCUGGUGACCUCACAGACCUUCUUUACUGCACUAGUUGUGGGCUACACUAUCACGGCUCCUGCCUCGAGAUCACGGUCACACCAUUAAAACGCUCGGGCUGGCAAUGUCCUGAGUGUAAAGUGUGCCAAACUUGCAGGCACCCUGGUGAGGACUCAAUGAUGCUAGUGUGUGAUGCUUGUGACAAGGGAUAUCACACCUUUUGUCUGAAGCCAGCUAUUGAAAGCCUGCCCUCUGACUCGUGGAAGUGCAAGAAUUGCCGUGUUUGCCGGAUUUGCGGGUCUCGGACAACGCAGUUGGGGCCAAGCUGCCAGUGGUACGAGAACUACACUGUGUGUGAAAGAUGCCAAGAACAGCAAAGUCAAGAUGACACAUGUUCCCAGUGUAAUCAGCCUGGACAAACCAAGACAAUGGAUCAGUGCUCCAGUUGCAAGAAGCUCUAUCACACAAGUUGUGCACAGGCUUCUAACUUUCCAUCUGAUGGGGAGUGUCCAACAUGCAGUAAAUUACAACCACUCACACAGGAUAAAGAAGAGCUCAUCAAAGGAAGGGAGACCCCCGAUACAGCAGUAUCAGAAUGUGAAGCCAAACCACUAGGGAUGCCUGAUCUGGAUCCUCAAGAGGACAAAGGGCUGCCUCGAACAUCCAGUUUGGUGGAGACUCCUUCAGAAAGUUUAUUGGAAGACGUUUUAACAGCUGAAGAAGAUACCCCUUCUCCAUCUUCAGAGAAUGAAGCCGCUGAAGCUCUUCCUAUGACUCCAUUACUGUCAGUGGAAACUAGAAGUCCACCUCCACUUGAAGCAGAACCUUCACCUCAAGAAAGGAUAUUGGAUAGCUGUCCUAUGCUUGAUGAGGCUCCUGUACUUGUGACUGUGGAAGAUGAAGAUAUGGAUGUAGAUGCUGAAAAUGUUCAGGAGUUUAAGAAUGACUGUAUACCUCUUGCUCCACUUAGCCCUACCCUUAAGGCUUCAUCUUUUACCCAAUCAAUUUCUAACAAGGCGAACACAAGUCCAACCGAGGAAGGUGACAGACUAAAGGAUACUGCAUGUAUGGAUGAAAACCCUAGCCAGGAUCCUCCAGUUGCAAAGGGAGAUGUAUCAAAUAGUAGCUUUCAGCAAACGUCUCUUUCUGAUUCCGAAAUGCCCCUGGAUGCAGAAGAGCCUCCUAUUCAGUCAGUGACUGAAAUGUUGACUACAGAAAAUACAUUAAGUCAGGAGAUUGGGGAUUUUUCUUCAGAAAAUGUGCAGGUGCCUAUUAGGUGCACGAUAAUCAAAUCUGAUAUUGUCAAUGAAAUCUCCAAUCUUAGCCAAGGGGAUACAACUGGUAGCUUUCAUGGCUCUGACACGAUAGGGUCUCCAGAUCCCGAGGGCGGGUCCCUCUCUAUGGAUAUGUGCUUGCAUAAAGAGGAUGAAUCCUUACGCCUAUGCACGGACUCUAUGCCAGAGACUGAUGACUCGCUCUUAUAUGAUCCUUCUGGUGGAAAAUCCGAUGGUGAUAAAUCACGCCGCAAGAGCUCUCCGGGACGCUCAAGGGUGAAACACGGUCGGAGCAGCAGCUUCCCUGGUAGGAGACGGCCUCGUGGAGGCAGUAGCACCAGUAAUGGCAGAGGCAGAGGAAGAUCACGACUGAAAUCAACAACGUCUUCUAUAGAGACUCUUCCAAUGGCUGAUGUUGAAAGUUCUCCUGGUAAAGAGGAGGAGGAAGAGGAAGAUGAUACCAUGCAAAACACAGUGGUGCUCUUUUCCAACACAGACAAGUUUGUACUUAUGCAGGAUAUGUGUGUUGUGUGUGGCAGCUUUGGUCGUGGCCCAGAGGGGCAUCUGUUGGCGUGCUCCCAGUGUUCUCAGUGCUAUCACCCUUACUGCGUGAACAGCAAGAUUACUAAGGUGAUGCUACUGAAAGGUUGGCGUUGUGUGGAGUGCAUAGUCUGUGAAGUGUGUGGGAAAGCCACAGACCCCUCUCGUUUACUGCUUUGUGAUGACUGUGACAUCAGUUAUCACACAUACUGUCUGGACCCACCUCUGCAGACCGUGCCCAAAGGUGGCUGGAAAUGCAAAUGGUGUGUCUGCUGCAUGCAAUGUGGAGCGCUCACGCCAGGGUUUCGCGCUGAGUGGCAAAAUAACUAUACACAUUGUGCACCUUGUGCCAGUCAGGUGAACUGUCCAGUUUGCCACGUCAAAUACCAGGAAGGAGAUCUUCUCAUCCAGUGUCAAAACUGCGAGCGAUGGUUACACGCAGUGUGUGAGAACUUGUUCACUGAAGAGGAAGUUGAGCAAGCUGCGGAUGAAGGGUUUGACUGCGCCUCAUGUCGACCUUUCAUUGUAAAGCCAGUGGUUCCGGUCAUUCCUCCUGAGAGUCCAGUGAAAAUUAAAGAACCAGAGCCUCAGUACUUCCGUUUUGAAGGUGUUUGGUUAACAGAGACUGGUAUGGCAGUUCUGCGUAGUCUCACGUUGUCACCUAUUCAAAAAAAGAAGCCUCGACGUUCGCGGAUGUGUACUGGGGGAGAGAUCUUCUUGGAUGGGCCUGAGCAUGCAGCAUCAGAGGAAAGGAAGGAAGGGGAGCUUGACUGUGAGGAUCAAACAAAAGACGGCUGCAUUGUUGAAGCUAUGGAAUGUGAUAUCAAGACGGAACCUCCUGGAAGCCCUGAGCGUGAGGCAGGAGGGGAGCUAGAGCCGGGGAAAGGGAUUGAAGACACAGAAGAUGGGAAGAAAAAGAAAAGAAAACCUUACAGACCAGGUAUUGGUGGCUUUAUGAUCAGACAAAGAAAAACCCACACUCGGUCAAAGAAAGGGCAUGCAGCAUUUUUGGAAGCCUGUCGGGAGAGCCAGAAUCAAGACAUGCACAUGGAUGAUGUUGCUCCCCUUGAGACUCCCACAGAAGGUGGUGGAGAAGCUGCAGAGGCAGAUGAGAAAAAGAAAAGGAGAGGCCGGAAAAAGAGCAAGUUGGAGGAUAUGUUUCCAGCGUACCUGCAGGAAGCAUUUUUUGGGAAGGAGUUGAUGGAUAUUAGUAAGCAGGCUCUCCUAGCUGCACGGCCGCUAGUACAGAAGGCAAAGCCUGUGCCGUGUCUCCCCUGUCCAUCACUUGGUGCAACUGCGCACCCUUCACAAGUACCCCAACAAGCCACAGAGGAGACUGUCAUCCCAGCUACUUCCUUACCACCCGAAGAAGCAGACGGCAAUGAGACAAAAGCUGAAAAUUCAGAGGAUACGUCAGCGACUGAGACCUCGAAUGUUGCUGCUGUUACCCACCCCGGAGAGAGAAUCCCAGUGCUGUACCCAGAGGGAGCCCUCGGCUCGGAUCUGGAUAAAAUCUCCACGGAGGAGCUGCCUAAGAUGGAAAGCACAGACAUGCAACAGCUUCUGAAGGAUGUGCUAGGUACCACAGAUCGGGAGCAGACUGGGAGCAGUGCUACAGGAAGGGUUGAGGGGUCACCUGUUCCUGGAGCCGUUACCCAGCCUCAACAGCAGAGACCUUUUGUUCAAGGUAUAUUGAAUCUCUUGUGGUGUUUUCUGAUAAAGGAUGGCAAGACCGAACCUUGCAGUGUUUCGGCAGAACCUGUAUUCCAUGUUGGUAACUCGUUGCUUUAUAUUGAAUUGUUUAGAGGCUUAAUGCCUUAUAUCGUUGUGUUGAUCCAAAUGCUUGUCUUGCUUUCAGGUGCAUCCGUUGCUCCCAGUGUUCAUCUAGACUCCUUUUCCCAGUCUGGCUUCACAGAAAACAGGACUGGUUUAUUUAGUCCUGAGCACUGUGACACUGAUGGUUCAUGGACUACAGCAUCUACUCCAACCACACCGACCACUGAGGGGGAAACCGAUGGCCUUUCCUACAACCAGCGCAGCCUACAACGUUGGGAGAAAGAUGAGGAAUUAGGGGAGCUGUCUACAAUAUCACCCGUCCUCUAUGCUAAUAAAAACUUCCCAAACCUCAAACAGGAAUACCCAGAUUGGUCAAGUCGUUGUAAGCAGAUCAUGAAGCUGUGGAGGAAAGUUCCAGCUCCGGACAAAGCUCCGUAUUUGCAAAAGGCCAAAGACAAUCGUGCAGCACACCGUAUCAGCAAAGUUCAGAAGCAAGCAGAAAAUCAGAUAAACAAGCAGUCGAAAGUUGAUGUUCGGAAAACAGAUCGCCCUAUGCUUCAUCUUCAGAUGCCAAUCCAACCAGGGUCUCAGCCUGGUGGCGCUCCUGAUUUUAGGACUGGUGUUGUAUCAGGACGAGAGCUUUUCAUGUCUACAGGAUCUGGGAUGUCUACCUCCUCCUCAGAUGUGUUUCUUAAGCCCUCAUCAGCUAGCACUCCAGGGGCAGAAUCCCCAAGUGACGUGUUCUUCAAACUGCCUCCUCAAUCUCCAUCUCAGGAGCUUUUUCCCAAUUCCCCUGCUUACUCGUUAGACGGCAGAUAUCAGUCUUCCUUGACGCAGUCUCCAGCUCCUGGUGGGGGCUUUCAGACUCUUUCUGGAUCAGAGAACCAGCCUACACUCAACACACAGCAUACAGCUCAAAGUAUGGAUUAUCAGGCUUGCAACGCAGCCACCCCCCACCACCAGCCACUCACCCCAGAACCGUUUCUUAAACCACGCUAUCCUACUGGCUCUAAUGAUAACAUCUCAUUGGUGGGAAGUCCUGGUCCAAAGCAGUGCCAGCCAUCUGAGUGUUCCACCAAACCUGCUGAGCCUAUGCUGUCUCCCUCACGCUAUGGUGAUCAUAAGAGACCAUCUGAUGCCAUUUUACUUCAGAUCAAGAAGGAAGAUGUUGGCAUUGGUUCUCCUGGUUUUCCACAUAGUGCUGGGUCAUCAGAGGGGACAGGAGAGACUAAAUGUGAUGUAUUCAAAGCACCUUUAACCCCCAGGCUCUCUCAAAUAGAGCCCCAUAGCCCUGCACCUCUUCACAGAGAUUCUCACAUGCAGGCACAGGUGGUAUCACCUCAACAUCAUUCAGACAUGUACAGGCCACCAUCUGCUGCCCCAUACACUGACCCCUACUCGCAACCUCCUCUAACUCCUCGCCCCCAAUCAGUGGAAGGAACCAGCACGAUGACUGCGCGGCCUCUGAUGACUGACCCGUUCACACGUAUUCCCACCAGCCCACAAUCACAGGGCAGCUCUCAGUCCCCAUUAACGCCUAGACCAUUGUCCACAGAGGCAUUUUGUCAGUCCCCAGUCACUCCACGAUUUCAGUCUCCAGAUCCAUAUUCUCGUCCACCUUCUCGACCCCACUCAAGGGAUCCUUUUGCACCGCCUCAUAAACCUCUUCGACCUCAGGUCUCAGAAACUGGUUUCAAACCUACCACCCAGCUUACUCACACCUCUCCUGCUAGUUCAGGUUUUCAACCAACACUCGAACUCCACCAGAAAGUGCAAUUGAACCAACAGCAGUCUCCUAUGUUUGCUCGUUCUCCUGGCGCCAAUGUGUACACAAACUCCCAGAACCAACAAUGUUUCACUUUUCCUCAUUCCCCAGGAGAUAAUGUGAAGAGUUCUCCCUCCCAUUCUAUGAACAGCCAUUUCACUCCUGGCAAGCCACAAAGUUAUACAUCUCCUAGUAGCAACACUGCCCCUUCUUUCCACCCUUCGGGCAGCCCGCAUUCAUCAGGAAAUAGCAGCACAUCUGAAGUAUAUGCUCAAUCUCCAUUGCGUCCUCCUUCAGUUCUGCCCCAAGAAGCUUCCUAUCAGCCUUCUGGUACCGGUCAGAGGCCAAGCUUGAAUUCUCCAUCAGAAAAGCAAAGAGAAGAGAUACCUGGGAUGCUUAAUGCUAUUGGUGCUUCAGUUCGUGAAAUGCCAGAGAUGCAAGGCACCUCUGAGACUGCUCUAAGCAACUUGAGCCAGACAGAGCUAGAAAAACAGCGACAGCGGCAGAGACUGCGAGAACUGCUCAUAAGACAGCAGAUACAGAGGAACACAUUACGACAGGAAAAGGAAGCGGCGGCAGCUGCUCUGAGCUCAUCGCACGCCGGGUGGAAUGCGGAAUCCAUUGGGCAAAGCUAUGAUGCUGCUGGUCGUGUUGUAAUGUACCCUCAGACACCGGAGAAGUCCAGUCUGGGAGUAAUUCCUCCUUCCCCUGGUGCUGUGGUGGGUAAACUCUCUGGGCAAACAGCAACUCCAACCACUUUUCCCACGGAAGAUCGAAUUGGCACACCAAUGCCCACCCCAUCCUCUGGUGCUCUUGAUGUUUCUGGGAGACACUCUACAGAAGGUCCCCAGGCAUUUUAUUCAAGAGGAUCUUAUUCUGAACAUCAGCAGAUCUGGCAGUCACCAGUUGCACCCCACAGGACACCUAAUCGCUUCCAGGAAAUGAACCGAUCUACACUAACUACAGUUGGCAGUGGUGGGGUGUCGCGAUUGCCCUUUCCAGCAGAUCAGGUUACAGCAUCCGUAACCGUUGGGGGUGCACCUUAUAUUGAAUUGAGACAUCAUGGGCAAAAGUUACCCUUGGGACCUGCUUUCUCACCACCUGGGCUUCAAAACAGACCACGCUUUUAUUUGCCAGGUGACCAAUGUAACGCACAGUUGCCACCAGGAGUCAUGAGAGGUGAUGGAAACCCAUUGCAAGUACCAAUAAUGAGAAAUCCAUUGUUGCAGCACCAGAAAGUCUUGUCUAAUACACCUACUCAAGGGGUAAAUCUGAUUAGUGUCCAGCAACCCAUCCAAACCAAAGUUGACACUGCUACUGGGUUGCCAGACCAUCAAGAACCUGCCUCCCUUGCUCCAGCACGUGGUCCAGCCCAGCUUGAAGGGUCUAAGGAAACCGUUCCUGCAUUAGAGGGUGAACGAGUCGCUUGUGAUGACCCCCCAGAACUAGAUGUUGAUUUUGACACCCACAAAGACUUGGAGGAUGAUGAUUUAGCCAAUUUAAGCCUUGAUGUGGCAAAAGCAGAUGAUGAUUUGGACAACCUUGAUAAUCUUGAGACAAAUGACCCCCAUCUUGAUGAUCUCUUAAAUGGGGAUGAGUUUGACCUCUUGGCAUAUACUGAUCCAGAGUUGGACACAGGGGACAAAAAGGACAUCUUCAAUGAGCAUUUGCGACUGGUUGAAUCCGCCAACGAGAAAGCAGAAGAGGAGGCGAUGCUAAAGGUAGAUCCUGAUGUUAGCGAUGCAAAGACAGACUGCAUUCCUAAAAGUGUGCAGCAAGAGCUGCCAUCUGACGCAAAAGUGGAGAUAACCAAAGACAGGUUAGUAGGUAAUCUUGCAAUUGAAGGGGGUACUCGCACUUUUAGUGGAGUUGAAAAAGCAGGCCAAAUGCCUGCCUCAGUGGAAACAAAGCAACUGCCGUAUUCAGGUGACUUAAAACCAAAGUUAGAAGAUGGAGGACUGAAUGCUAGCACCUGUCAGUUUUCAGCUACCAGUUCAGUGUCCAUUAAAACAGAAGCUAUUCAUAUCACUGAUAAAACUGCAGGUGUUAGUUUGUUAAAGGCUGGAACAGUGCCCCAGUCUCUAGGUGCAACUACUGCCCACACAACAAAUCUGACGGAAUCACUCUUUCAAAGCAAAGAAUCAAACAUAGCCUCUGCAGUGGGCAAUCAGAGCAACCUAAUGCUUGGAAAGUUUGAGCUGCAUGAUGGGGCUCUGGAUCUGCAAGGACCUCGCCACUCUCCUGGUGACGACAUCGACAAAAUGGAGAGCUCCUUGGAAGCUAGUGAGCUACCUUUACUUAUAGAGGACCUUCUAGAACACGAAAAAAAUGAACAGCAGAAGAAACAGCUGAUGUCAGGGCAGCAUCCGGAGGGUGUGCAUCAGCAUCCCGUUAUAAAUACUUCAGCGGUGUCAACUCAACAGCAGGCAGUCCACAUUCAACCACAUCCGGAUGGCCACCAAGUCGGCAUGGUGGGGCAUGGGCUAACAUCUAGACAUCAGGGAUUGAAUUCCACUGCACAGCUUCUAACCCCACAGCAACAGUUGCAACAGAGGCUUGUGGGAGCACAAACUAGCACUGCUUUGGAGUCAUCCCUAGGUAUGCCUCAAAGUCACUUACUUGGAGCGCCACACAUGAUACAGAGUAGUGGAACGUCGCAGCAGGUUCUACCUCCCAACCCUCAGCAGCUGGUCAUGCAGCAGCAGCAGCCGCCUUUGGCCAAUAGUUUUUUCCCUGAUACAGUUUGGCUACUUUUUUUAAACAGUGUAUAUAAGGCUGCAAAAUGUUUGAAAGUGUUUGUUUGCUUGCUAGAUCUUGAUAAGUUUGCGGCUGAUGAUAUAAUGGAUCCUAUCGCCAAAGCAAAAAUGGUUGCUUUGAAGGGAAUAAAGAAGGUGAUGGCUCAAGGCACAAUUGGAGUCACUCCUGGAAUUAACAGGCAACAGGUAUCCCUGCUUGCUCAAAGAUUAGGAGUUCCAGGAGCAAUAGAACCUAGCAGUCAAGCACCUGCUGGUGCCACACAGGAAAGGACCAACAUUGACCCAUCUCAACCUCGGCCCAAUCCACCUGCAUUUGUUCAAGGAGCAAUCAAUGAAGCAGACCAACGUCAGUAUGAAGAGUGGCUCUUCCACACGCAGCAGCUCUUGCAAAUGCAGUUAAAGGUGCUUGAAGAACAGAUAGGGGUUCACAGGAAAUCCCGAAAAGCUCUGUGUGCUAAACAACGGACGGCAAAGAAAGCUGGACGUGAAUUUCCUGAAGCAGAUGCAGAGAAGCUAAAACUAGUCACAGAGCAACAAAGCAAGAUCCAGAAACAACUGGACCAGGUCCGUAAACAGCAAAAGGAGCAUACAAACCUGAUGACAGAGUAUCGGAAUAAACAGCAACAGCAAACCUGUGGAGUCCUGCCCCUCAGUCCCAAUCAAAACUCACGAGUUCUCACCAAGGCUCCAGGUCAGCUAAUGGCAGCACAUGGUCUCCAACAAGCUGGGUCCAUACAACACAACCAGUUGAUUGGACAGCCUGGCAACCUUCGAGGUCUGCAGCCUGGCGUAUCCAUGCAAGCCCAACAAGGUGUGUCAUACGUUAAGUCAAUACCACAGCAACACCAAGCGCAAGGAAGCAGCACGGCCGUUCCUGGGACUUCAGGUGGCUUUUACCCGCAGACUGUUCAUGGUCUUACACCGGAACAAAGGAUGAUCCAAGAAAGGCAGCUACAGCAGCAGAGGAUGCAGCUAGCUCAGAAAUUUCAACCCCAACAACAUCCUGGCUUUCAAAACAGUCUGCCUCAAACAAUAUUGGGCAAGCAACAUGGGCUUAUGACAAAUUCCCAUGGGUUAAUGCCGCAGCAGGGCUCAUCACAGCCACAGCAAGCACUUGUUGGUCAACCUCCAGCAACUGUAUUACAACAUCACCCUAAUCAGCAAAGGCAAAUUUUAAUUACGCAGCAACAGCGGGUACUUGGGUCUUCAUCAGCUGCUCAAUCUCAAAAUGUGAUGGGGCAAAGGCUGCUUCUAUCACAACCUCAACAAAAUGUAAUUGGUGUUUCCCACAUGCAGCAGCAAAUAGGUUUAGGCCAAACGGGGUCCACAAUGCCCCAGAAUUCAGCUGUAGGACAAAUGCAAGCUACUGCACCAUCCGGAAGUCAGCAAAACAUUCACCCUCAACAGGGUCCGGUCUUGAAUACUAGUGAUUCUGCUGUGACUGAGGGCUCCCUUCUACAAAACAAUGGAGACACUCGGGUGUCUCAAGGACAACAGCAGCCAACAUGCAGCCCAGCUAGCCAGGAUUCUAGAGAUGCGCCAUCUCAGGAACAGCUGAAUCACAGUUCUGGUCUCUCUCUAAGUCAAGAAACAGAUCCUCAACAUCCAGUACCAGUGGAAGAUGCUGUGCAGCUGAACCAACCACAGGAUCACCUACAGGCUCCAUUUGGUGUAACUAGUCCAAUGCAGCAAUCUGUAAGGCAACAGCAUAGCAUUGUUCUUCCAACCCCACAGCAAGGUAUAGAUACGGUUGCGAGCACUCAACAUCACCUGUCGCAAGACUCACAUCUUACUUCUGCUGCUUCACAACAAAAUGUGAUGGGGGACCAGACAGCAAGUAUGACCCAGGCUCAGAGGGUUAUUGGUCAUAGUCAGACACAGGCACAAGGGAAUGAACCGCAAACCAAAAGUGCCGCACAGCACAUGACACAUCCAUUAGGACAACAGAGGCCAGUUCCAAGUGCACAGCAAAUGCAAAAUGCUGUUAAUUUCAUGGGACAAAACAGUCCACUCAUGGCUCAGAUUAAAGCACAGUUGCAGGGUAUCAUUGCUAAGAAUCCAAAUUUGCGACAUUUGACCCCACAACAGCAGCAGCAGCUACAAGCUAUUCUCAUUCAAAGACACCAGCAAGCUCAGAACCAAGCUUUGAGACAAACCUCAUUUCAGGAGCAAGCAUCCUCCAAUGGGACUCCAGGGGUUCAGACGCCCUCCAGAGGAGCUUUCCCUGUUCGUCAAACUGGAUCGGUGGCCCCUGAACAGGUUCAGACAGGCUACACUGAAGAAACCCAGCCAAUUGGUGUACAGAAAGUGACACAAGAACACACAGGGUCACCACAAGUAAACGAGCUGGCUCAAAGCCCAUUGCUGAAAUCUCCAGGUAUGGCAAGAUUCUGCCCUACUCAGUCUCAGGAAUCUCCAUCUGGUCAGCCUUCCCAGAGCACUGGAAAUCUGAGACAGCUGCCACCACCUCAAUACAGAAUGCCACAGAUGCAGCCUCAGCAAGUGGUUGCAGCUCAUCCACAGUCACAGCAGUACCAGAUGCAACAACUCCAGCAAUCACAAGUUCAGUCACUUCAGAUGCAGCAAGUUCCACAAAUACAGUCUCAGCUGCAGCAGCCGCCACCAUCACAACAACCACCACAGCAUCAAAUUACCCAAGUCCAGCAGUCACCACAAAUACAGCAAGUACAACCACAUCAGAUGCAGCAAACACAGCAUCAAAUGCUUAAUCAGGCACCACAAGUGCAGCAACAUCAAAUGCAGCAACUCCAACAGGCUCAGCAGCACUUACCACAAACACAGCAAAUUUGCAUGCAGCAGUUGCAGCAACCUUUGCAGCAGUUGCAGCAAGUGCAACAGCAGAUGGUUCAGCAAGCACAGCAGCAACAGGUGCUUCAGCAAACUCAGCAACAAGUGCAGAUGUUGCAGCAGCAAAAGAUGCAGAUACAACUGCAAAAUCAACAUUUGCAACAGCAAGCUCAACAGUUACAGCAAGUGCAACAGCAAGCUCAGCAGUUGCAGCAAGUGCAUCAGGUGCAGCAGCAAGCUCAGCAGUUGCAGCAGCAAGGACAGCAGAUACAGCAGCAAGCUCAACAGUUGCAGCAAGUGCAACAGCAAGCUCAGCAGUUGCAGCAAGUGCAUCAGGUGCAGCAGCAAGGUCACCAGUUGCAACAGCAAGGUCAGCAGAUGCAACAGCAAGCUCAACAUUUGCAGCAGCAGCAAGCUCAACACAUGCAGCCGCAAGCUCAGCAGGUACAGCAGCAAGCUCAACAGAUGCAGCAGCAAGCUCAACAGAUGCAGCAGCAGCAAGCUCAGCAGGUACAGCAGCAAGUUCAACAGAUGCAGCAAGCUCAGCAGGUACAGCAGCAAGUUCAACAGAUGCAGCAAGCUCAGCAGGUGCAGCAGCAAGUUCAACAGAUGCAGCAAGCUCAGCAGGUGCAGCAGCAAGUUCAACAGAUGCAGCAGCAGCAAGUUCAACAGAUGCAGCAGCAGCAAGUUCAACAGAUGCAGCAGCAGCAAGUUCAACAGAUGCAGCAGCAGCAAGCUCAGCAGAUGCAGCAGCAGCAAGCUCAGCAGAUGCAGCAGCAGCAAGCUCAGCAGAUGCAGCAGCAGCAAGCUCAGCAGAUGCAGCAGCAGCAAGCUCAGCAGAUGCAGCAGCAGCAAGCUCAGCAGGUGCAGCAGCAAGCUCAACAGAUGCAGCAGCAGCAAGCUCAACAGAUGCAGCAGCAGCAGGUGCAGCAGCAGCAAGCUCAACAGAUGCAGCAGCAAUCGCAACAGAUGCAGCAGCAGGUUCAGCUGCAGCAAGCACUGCAGCAGCAGAUGCAUCAGCAAAUAUUCCCUCAAACAAGAGUGCAACAAAUGGAAACCGUACAGCACCAGACUGAAGUUAAGCAGCAAGAAUCUAAUGGCUCUCCGCCUAUCCGUCAGCAUCCAUUACCACAACAAACAGGACAGGCGCAACAAACUGAACAAACCCAAGAGAUGAAUCAAAUGGAGGAGUCAAAACAAACAGAACAGGUGAUUAAAGUGGAACACAAUCAAAGGCAGGAAGCAGAGCCUCAGACAGUACAGCACCAUCAGAUUCAACAGGUACAUCACUCACAGCAGCUGAUGGCAUCACAUCUGAUGACUCAGCAGAUGAAAUCUUUGCAGCAUUUGCCACAAGUACCGCAGCAGCAACAGUCUGUACAAUCACCGCAAAUGCACCAGUCACUUCAACAGCAAGUGCUGCAGAAACAAAUACAAAGUCAGACACAGCAAGUGUUGCAAAUUCAGCAACUUCAUCAACCUCAACAGAUUCAGCUUCAAAAUCAGACACAGGUGCAAUUUCAGCAGCAGAAUAUGCAGAUGCAGCAGCACCCGCAUCAGAUCCAGCAACAAGUCUCUUUACAGAACACACAACUGCAACAGGUGGGGCCUCAACAAAGCCAGAUGCAACAGCUUCAGUUGAAACACCAAUUCCAUCAGCAGCAAAUACAGUUGCAGCUUCAGCAGGCACAGUUGCAGCAGUUAAAGGCACAGGGGCAACUGCAACCUCAGCAACAGCAGCAUAUGUCACAAAUACAACAAGCACAAACUCAACAGUCACACCUAGUCCCACAACAGAAUAUGCAGCAGUUAAAGCAAACUCAAAUGCAGCAGCAAAAACAAAUGCAGCAACUUCAACCCCAUCAAAUUCAGCAAGUGCAACAAAUUUUGCAUUUGAAACAGCAAAUGCUUGUGGCACCACCCGAGAAACAGUUACAGCUACAACAACAGCUUCAGAUGCACGUUCAACAGUUUCGCCAGCAGGCCCAGCAGCAUUUGGAAAGUUCUCAAACACUAAAGAGGGAGCCAUCAGAGCCCACUGCUAUAUGUACAGGAAAUAUGCCAAUGCCAAAACCUCAAAUUCAGAACAGACCUCCAGAUGAGCUUGUCAUGGCCUCACAGUCUAAGAGUGAAUUUUCUGUAGCCAAAGCUAGUCCCAGUAGUUCAUCUUCACAACUGGCUGAGAACCAGAAGCCAGAUUUGUCCUCAUCUCCAGUGGGCUCUGCAACCCAGCCGGAGUCUACUGUCCAACAAGCCCAUACCCUUAAUGUAAAACAGACAGAGCUUUUGGACUCUACACCCUCUUCUGGACAGUCACGGCAGGUGGGGUUAUCAAGUAACAUUGGCAACAAGUCUACACCUGUGGAAACUGCAGACACCGAACUUAAUGUAUCCUCUCAAGAAGAGGGCAGAAUGGAUGAAAGUCAAACUGAACAAACUACUAAAGUAGACUUACCUGCCCCUCUGCAUAAUGGAGACAGGACUGAAUUGUCUAAACAUCUUAAGCAAGAGUGUAUGGAAGAGGCUGUGUCUGUUACCCAGGAUUUAAAGGGUGAGCCGAAUGGCGAUUUAACUACUGGGGCCAAGGCAGAGGCUGGGCAUCUCCUCCUACAGAAACUGCUGCGUGCAAAGACCGUUCAGCUUGCUUCUCAGCGCAGUUCCGAAAGUCUUCACGCAGACAUCAACGGUCACAUUGACAACAAGUUGAGUGUUCUUGAGCAGAAACUGCAGGGUGUCUCGCAAAAUAAUGAGGAUAUUUCUGGAAAGAAAGCUCUUGCCAAGCCAAAAAGAAACCAGAAGGCCAAUGAAAAAGUACAAAACUCGCGCAAAAAGAUUCGCAGAGAGGACAGUCUGAAAUCUCCAGAUGCCAUCAUGAAACAGCUAAAGCAGGAGCUCUCAUUGUUGCCAUUGGUUGAACCUUCUAUCACCGCUAAUUUCAGUCUCUUUGCCCCGUUUGGGAGUAGUAGCCCUGUUAAUGGUAAAUGUCCCCUUAAAGGAACAUUUGGCAGUGGAGCCUUGGAGAGCAUUCCAGAUUAUUACACCCAGCUUCUCACCAAGAAUAACCUCAGUAAUCCUCCUACACCUCCCUCCUCCUUGCCCCCAACUCCACCACCUUCUGUGCAGCAGAAAAUGGUGAACGGCGUGACUGCAGCUGAAGAUCUGAAUGAUGCUAAGAAGGAGGCCGAGAACAGUUCAGAAGCUGAAGUUAAGAAAGUAGAGCGUAGUCUGGACCUGCUGGCUGCAUUACCUACCCCUCCACACAACCAAAGCGAGGAUGUCAGAAUGGAGAGUGAUGAGGAUAGUGACUCUCCUGAUAGCAUUGUUCCAGCCUCCUCUCCAGAAAGCGUUGUUGGAGAGGACACCCAGCGUUUCCCUUCUCUGUGUGAUGUGAAGGAAGAGCAGGAGGAAAGAGCUUUAUCUCCCGUCAUACCGCUUAUACCACGCUGCUCCAUUCCAGUGUUUCCAGAUGUGAAGCCGACGGAUACGUUAUCUGUUCCAUCAGGCAAUACUGAGAAAGUCCAUGCUGCAGGAGGAGCUGCAAAUUGGGAGAAAGCCAAAAGCAGUGAAGUUUCAGUUAUGUUCACUGUUUCUGCAGCAGCCGCUAAGAACCUGAACGGUGUAGUUGCUGCAGUUGCUGGUUUGCUGAGUAUCAAGUUACCAAACUCUUAUGAAGUUCUUUUCCCAGACAGUGGUCUGAAAAAUAGCAUAGAAGUGAAGAAGUCUGUAAAACCCACCACAGAUGGUGAAGCCAGUGAAAAAGACAAGCCUGAGCCAGGAAAGCUGGAGGGCAGCACUGAUUGGCUAAAGCAGCUGGAUGCUGUCCUUCCUGGAUACACCCUCAAGAAUGAACUAGACAUUCUUAGUCUCUUGACUCAGGAAGAGAACAUGAUUGAGAAGUCUGUACAUUGUUAUGUUAAUAAUGUUGCCAACCUUGAUGUCCGCCAGCUUCCUAUAUUACCUGAAGAAACUUCUCCUCCUCCAUCACCAUUUGCACCUUCACCUCCUAGCCCAGGAGAGGUUCAUAAUACAGAACCUGAUCCUCCACCACCACUGCCGCCUCCUGCACCAUCACCUUUGCCAUUACCCCACUCUCCAGAUAGAGAGGAAUUAAAAGAAGUGGGUAAAAUUAAGCAGCGUUCCCGUUCCACAGAGGAAGAUUUGGAGGAGCCACGCCAACGCCCUAAAAAGUGGAAAGGAGUUAGAUGGAAGCGUCUGCAUAUACUGAUUACCUUUCAGAAAGUGAAUUCACGUCACUGUGAAAAAGAGGUUUGUGAGGUGAUUGAAAGAUUGGGGACUACUCUGAAGCCUGAUACACUGCCACCAGAUUUGCGCAAGUGUUGCUUCUGUCACGAAGAAGGAGAUGGAGCUACUGAUGGGCCAGCUCGCUUGCUCAACCUUGACCUUGACCUCUGGGUACAUCUUAAUUGUGCAUUGUGGUCAACAGAGGUGUAUGAGACACAGGGCGGUGCGCUCAUCAAUGUGGAGGUCGCACUACAUCGUGGUCUGCUCACAAAGUGUACCCUGUGCCAGAAAACUGGAGCCACAAAUAGCUGCAACCGCCUCCGUUGUCCUAAUGUGUAUCACUUUGCCUGUGCCAUCCGUGCCAAGUGUAUGUUCUUCAAGGACAAGACUAUGUUAUGCCCAAUGCACAAGUUAAAAGGACCGUGUGAGCAAGAACUAAGCUGUUUCACAGUCUUCCGACGGGUGUAUAUAGAGAGGGAUGAAGUUAGUCAGAUUGCCAGUAUCAUCCAGCGAGGGGACCGAAUCCACAUGUUCAGGGUUGGGGGUCUUGUUUUUCAUGCGAUCGGCCAGCUUCUUCCCCAUCAAAUGCAGGACUUCCAUAGUGUUACUGCUCUUUACCCCGUGGGAUAUGAGGCCACACGCAUAUACUGGAGCAUGCGUCACAGUCAUCGGAGAUGCUCCUAUCGCUGUCGUGUUUGUGACAAUAAUGGACGACCAGAAUUCAGUGUUCAAGUCAUUGAAUACGGCUAUGAGGAUGUAACUCUGACAGAUUCCUCUCCUCAAGCCCUGUGGAAUCGUAUUGUGGAACCUGUUGCACGCAUGAGGAGAGAGACUGGGAUGCUUCGCCUCUUUCCAGAGUACCUUAAAGGAGAAGAGAUGUUUGGGCUAACAUUACAUGCGGUGCUGCGCAUCGCUGAAUCUUUGCCUGGAGUAGAGAAUUGCCAGAACUAUCUUUUCCGGUAUGGCAAACAUCCUUUAAUGGAGUUGCCCCUCAUGAUCAACCCAACUGGCUGUGCCAGGUCAGAGCCCAAGAUCAUGACCCAUUACAAACGCCCUCACACUCUGAACAGCACUAGUAUGUCCAAAGCCUAUCAGAGCACCUUCACAGGGGAGACAAAUACACCAUAUAGCAAACAGUUUGUGCACUCCAAAUCUUCCCAGUACCGCCGGUUAAAGACAGAGUGGAAGAACAAUGUUUAUCUGGCUCGUUCAAGGAUACAAGGCUUAGGGCUGUACGCCGCUAAGGACCUGGAGAAGCACACCAUGGUAAUAGAGUACAUAGGCACGAUCAUUCGGAAUGAAGUUGCAAAUCGCCGCGAAAAGAUCUAUGAAGAGCAGAACCGGGGAAUUUACAUGUUUCGAAUCAACAAUGAGCAUGUCAUUGAUGCCACUUUGACCGGAGGGCCAGCCAGGUAUAUCAACCACUCCUGCGCCCCCAACUGUGUUGCUGAAGUAGUCACUUUUGACAAAGAGGACAAGAUAAUCAUCAUCUCUAGCCGGAGGAUACCAAAAGGAGAGGAACUCACAUAUGACUACCAGUUUGACUUUGAGGAUGAUCAGCACAAGAUCCCCUGUCACUGUGGAGCAUGGAAUUGCCGCAAAUGGAUGAACUGAACAGAAGGGUGACGUUCAACUGCUUGCAGCCAUCCUGAACACGCACACGUCAGCAGAAACCAUGGGGAGAGAUCACAGGGCUCCAGCUUCGUGUCCCUCACCGCCCAGUCUGCUAUUCAAGCCUUCCUUGAGAUGCAUGAUCCAGGCAAUUCUGCAUCUUAACCAUGUAAGGGAAGGUGCAGUGAUUUCAGGGGAGCAUUGUAACUUGUCUGGAGCCUCUCACGUGAAGGGUUAAUGCACUGCAUGAAAAGCUAUGCUUCAAUGAUAAGGUGUUCUCUACACAUUGAACAGCUGGUUGGAUAAAUGUGUAACACCCUUUCCUUCCCAAAAGAAAACAUGGUGGAAGGAUUUUUUUUUGGUUUAGUUUUCAGAGUAUUAAGUCUGACUUCUCAAGUUAGAGAAAAUGCAAAAAAAAAUAAAAAUAAAAAAAGACGGGGAAAAAAAAAAAUCAGUCGUUUAGUUAACAAAAGCAGUUUGACAAUCCUAAAUCUACAGGACCCUCGGCGCACCAGAGAGAGCACAUAAGACUGCACAUAAAGAGCACACGCUGCUUUCAGUGAGCGCCAGAGACAGUUCCAAUGACUGUUACCUGUCACAGCUACCCAGUCCCAGAGGCACCUGCCAGCACCUACCUCAUCUGCCUGUCGGAUACUAAUGUGUAUAUGUGACACUCCCAUGGCAAUCUGUUAGCACCUCAAGAACAAUGACACAGCUCAAAAGAUGGGAGUUGUGUGAUGGAUUUUUUUUUUCUUUUUGUAUUUCUACCACCCAUCCCAAAGGGCCGGGGUUGGACUGCUUUGAACCCUUUCUGAAGCUUUGUGGCCUGUCUCUUUCCCUGCGAAUUGAGCAGGCCGGAGUGCACUAAGAAACGUGUUUCUGCUAAUUGCCUGCGUUUGUCCUAUCCCUCAGCGACUCGUUUCCUCCCUCAUUCUGUGCCUGAAGUAGUCACCUUUCCCUGUACAUGGAACAUGAGGUGUAUUUGUAUUAUUGGUAGAGGAAAAGGCAUUCAUGGCAGGUGUAUGCGUGUGUAUGUAUGCAGUGCGUGACUGUAAGUUUCCCUUGGUUUAUAUAUAUAUAUAUAUUUUUUUUUUUUCUAUGCGUGCAUUAUGAUACUCUCCAACUCAGUAUAUCGGUAACACCCAAGAUGAUAUGUGUGGGGAAUUAUGUUGGCAUAUAUAUUUUUGAAGAGGGGAUUUUUUUUUUUUUUAAGAAAUAUACUGCUGUCUCUGACCCAAACAACCUUUUCAUAUUAGCCUCACUUGCAUUAUUCUGAAGCUGCUGCUUUUAUUGCAAUAUAGACUUAAAAUCCUGAUUUUUAGCACAGUGCUUCGGGUGGGAAUAGGUGAAGGGGAGUUAUUUAUUUGUACAUGUAAUUAUAUUUAUGUAUUACAGCCUUGUGUGAGGAAAGUACAGGGUCAUUUUCUGAGACUAGCGUGGUGUCCUAGGUCUUAGCCUAAUUUCUGUGCUUUGUGAUCAAUUUCCAGUACCUCUCAUUGGUGCAAAACGAGUGAUCGGGCACCACUGCAGUCCUAAGACCUGUGGUCGGUCCCUUUUAACUGAAUGGUUUUUAAUGAGUAGGUCACAAUCCUUUUGGCUUCCACACUUCAUUUUUUCGAAAUGUAUAAUAUUUCUUCAUAUGCAAAAAGAAAAACUGCUUUUAUCAUCUAGAAGUCUUUGGCUUAUCUUGCAUCCCUUUUUUUUAGCUGCCCCUUCUGUUAAGAGACACAACGAUUAUGUUUUGAAGUGCACAGAAAAAUUAAAUAAAAAAAAUAAAAAAUAAAAAAAAAAUUGGUGGCAAAAAGAGUCCAAGGGCAUUUAAAAUGAAAACUAGUGUGAAUAUGUGAGAUUAUGUGCUGUUGCUUUUUUAACAAAAAGCUGCUUCCACAACUGUUUUAAAGCUGCAAACUUGUACAAAAAAGAAAUGGAAAGGCAAGUGUAAAUAAAUAUGUAAGAAAAAUAAAAAACAAAAAAAAAGAAUGUUGUGCAUAGUCUGGCACCAUUUUAGCAAGAAACCACUGGAGACACUAUGAAAAUUUGGAAUUUAAACGUACCCUUUCCUUCUCUUUAUUUUCUUGCUUUUCUAACCAUUAAUUUUAAUGAAAGCUGACAGAAUAGUCCUGUCAGACAAUACAAUAUUAGAGUUACCAUAACUAUAAAUACAUUAAUGUAGCUUUUAGUAAACCCUAUACAGAUUAUAUAUAUAUAUAUAAAUCCACACCCAAGCUUGAAAUACUUGAUUUCUUUUUUUAAUAUUUUUUUUUUUGCUUGUAAAACACUUUUUUCAUUUGCUGUGCUUUAUUUUGAUUUUAGUUUUCACCUGCAAAUAUUUUGUUUCCGUGGUAUUCGUUUAUUCCCCCCCCCCAUUUUUGUAUUGAUAAAAUUCCAUGAGGAGCUGUAAUUUGUGCGGUGAGGAUUCUGUACAGAAGAUUUGUCCUUCGUAGAAAACAUGAAAUUAUUCCUUUUUUAAAAAAAAUAAAAACUUGUACGUGGCAUGUUUUUGUAUUGAAUAUAAUUUUGAAAUGUAUAUAAUUUAUGUGAAAGAAGCAAGCAGGAGAGCCUGCUUCUUUUGGUUUGUUUUUAAAGGACAAAUAAAAAUGCAUUUUAAAUAAUUGGA
Messenger RNA from Spea bombifrons (plains spadefoot toad), 20596 nucleotides. RefSeq names its product lysine methyltransferase 2D (gene KMT2D). Gene Ontology annotation, cellular component: MLL3/4 complex; nucleus. Bases 550 to 17982 code for a protein of 5810 amino acids. The record is from RefSeq and is a predicted model, not a curated record. Gene Ontology annotation, biological process: positive regulation of transcription by RNA polymerase II. Gene Ontology annotation, molecular function: histone H3K4 methyltransferase activity; transcription coactivator activity; histone binding. Lineage: Eukaryota; Metazoa; Chordata; Amphibia; Anura; Pelobatidae. The transcript is spliced from 54 exons.